This is a messenger RNA of Cydia amplana, 3327 nucleotides long. RefSeq lists its product as uncharacterized. The record is from RefSeq and is a predicted model, not a curated record. The transcript is spliced from 20 exons. Gene Ontology annotation, biological process: cilium movement; cilium assembly. Lineage: Eukaryota; Metazoa; Arthropoda; Insecta; Lepidoptera; Tortricidae. Gene Ontology annotation, cellular component: extracellular exosome; motile cilium. Bases 1 to 3267 code for a protein of 1088 amino acids. Gene Ontology annotation, molecular function: protein binding.
AUGAAAAAGGGAAAGGGUUCACAAGUUACUCUCAAAUCCAAGUCACAUUCUUCCGAAAUUCAAGGAAAAAAACAAGAAAUCGUGCUGCCGCCGCUGGAUGAACUAAAAGUUCGCAUUAGAAACCUUCGACUUACGAGCCUCGACCGCGUACCUCACUGCGUCACAGUUACGUUUUUUGACCAGAUUCUGAUCAGCGAGUCGAUUAUGCCGAUAGGAGCAAGAGAUCCUGAAGUGGAGGAUCUGUUCAAUAGUCUAGAUAUUAGUGGUAACAUGAGCUUUGACCCUUCAGACUACGCGAAAAUGUGUCUAUUUGCCGAUAACCCAUUAAUUGUUAAAAUUCAGAUCGCUGAUCAAUCGAAACGUGUGCCAUGUCCAAGUUGCUGCAACAUAGAUAUCCUACCGCUGUUUCAAGGUGACACUUGCAUGCGAAUUUCAAAACGCAUGGAGCCAAUGAUCGAGCCGACUGUUCUGCAGCUGAAGAGCUGGGAUAACUUACCCUUGAUCAGUAUAGAGCUCGAAAUGGUCCGAAACCCUGAAAACAAGCUCCACCACGAGAUCCUGGACGCUGCCAACGUUUUGAAAAUGACAGUCGUCGCUGCUUAUAAUCUUAUUAAUACACAUCAUACAUCGUUCGAGUAUGUUGCUGCCUCUAAAAUACGAUUAAGUAAUGAAUCCUUGAGGCGUUACGUUAGUAGCCCAGAUGUAAACCUCGAGCGCGAGGUAGCAAAUUCGUCACCCGUCUCUUCUACGCCAUUCCAAUUGAUAGACGAUGACCCCGCGGACGAGUGGCAAGACGCGACGGAUGGGGAAGCGCAGGUAGAUGUAGGAGAGCUGCCGCAACAGCUCGUGGAGAGGGAAGUGCCGCUGGCAGAGGUCGGAGAGCCCACACCUACAGUGACGGUGGAAGCAACAGAAUUGUCACCACCGGCAGUUGAGGUCGAAGGCUUAGGGGAUCGUGUCCUGAGACCCCGGAAGGCUUCGGGUAUCGGAACGUUCAAGAGCACUCCAUAUCCGAAAAGAUUUUCAAUUAACAGUUUUUACCCCAAAUGGGAAAGCAUUUCGUACGAAGAUUCUUUUAGGAAAUGUGAUGAAAAAAUAUGUUCCAGCCUGGAUGAUGUGCAGAACAAUGAAAACAUUAAUUUAAAUUAUUACUUGAAUCAGGAGAACCAAAGUAAUGCCGUGGUUUGGGCUUCAUUCCACCGUAGCCUGGUGUUGGCAGGUGAGGUGCGUCUCCUCAAUGACCACCUGCGCCAGUACCAGUGGCCGGUGGAAUUUCACAUGACCAACGAGGAGGGCGGUUUCCGCUUCAUGGGCUUUCUGGAUUUAUCCAAACUCCUAUACCCUGGAGAGACCACCGUACGCCUGGCGGUUCCUCUACUAUGGUUAAACAGCUUUGUGAUGUUGGCAAAAUGCGGUUGCGAACCGUUCUUGAACUCCAACGAAAGGACACCACGCUCUACGGCGGGCUCCGCGAAUCAAGCAAUCAAAGAAACAGCGGCGACUUCUGGAAGUGCGGUUACGGAUGAUACAAUACCGCAGCUGCUGCCGACGGGAGCCGAUGAUUGCCCCGCGUUCAUGAUCGUCGAGGUGACGCUGGCCAGGCCCUUGUUCAAGGCGAUUAUACCGCCCUUCAUUCCUGAGUCAAAAAUCGACAAGAUGCUCGGUGAGAAGGCAGACACGAUGCCUACAUGUAUCGGCCGCGGGCAGCAGAACAAGCAGUGGCGCGACACUGUAACCAGCGGUGCUGAAGUUCUGCGCGGGCUACCUCACUUCGGAAUAACAGAAUUCUGCUCUUUCAACCGCCAGCUAAGUAAAACGCGCACGCGUAUCGAGUUGUCCACCUCAUUCUGGCAGGAAGCGGCCAUCUACGUCAACAACAACUUCGUCGUGCAGGAUUUCGUGUACUCUGACAACACUUUUGAAGAGAUGGUAAUGAUGGCGCACUCAUGCCUAGUACGCGAGGCCUCCAAGGCUCUGGUUGCCAGCGAGUCAGAGCAGGACCACACUCUGCGGGCCGCGAGGCACGCCCGCCAGCUGCAAGACAUCCCACAUGCCAUAGAGCUGUAUUUGCAAUUGGUGACCGAGAAUCAAAACAAUGCGAACAGCUGGCGGGAACUGGCCACUUGCAUGAUGGAUGAGGACAUUGACCUCGCCAGAGUGUGCAUCAAUGAGGCGUUGCUACUGAACCCUCGGCACCCGCUAACGCUACUCUCGAAAGGUUCCAUGUUGCACCAAGAGGAUCCGGAAUCAGCAGAGUUGUUUUUCACGGCAAUUUUAGCAUUAUAUCCAUUCUGGACUUCCGGUUGGGUCAUAGCGCAGGCUUUCUAUGUCGAGCGCCAGGAGUUCCUCAUGGCCGAUAAAAUCCAGUAUUUUGUGAAAGAGACUCGAACUGAAAACCUGGCAGUGGACCUAGCACCUGAGCGAGGCUGGGAGAAGGAACUUGGCGACUGGUGGUAUUCCACACCUCUUCUGCCUGCCACGAAUCAAUUCCUAGAGGCCGCUGAUCUCUUAUUGAGAUUACGUACAAUGCCGCUGGCAGAAGUAUGCUUGGCACGAGCGCUGUCAAGUCAGGGCGUGACGCCGGCGUACUCGCACCUCGUGACGCUGGCCUGCCGACUGCGCGGUGACAUCGACAACGCGCUCUGUCUUCUCAAAGAAGGAUUUGAUUCUUUUGGAGAGGUUAACUAUUUGCACAGUUUACAAGCGGAAUGCUUGAAAAAAAAGAAAAAUCACAACGCAGCUUUUACAUCUUUCGAGAAAGCUGGCAACUGUGUAAACUCAUACAGUAUACUGAGCGCACUACCGGGCCGAGAGCCGCAGCGAGCACGCAGCGUGCUCGUGGACCUGCUGCGCCGGCAACCCAGCGCCUACGCCUGGAUGGCCCUCGCCGACGACUGGCUCAUGCGCCAAGUUGCGGCUGGGAAACUCGGCGGCGCCGGCGACGCGGACGCCGAGGUAGCUAUGUCGGCGUGCGCGGCGGCCUGCGCCGAGCAGGCGCUGCGGUGGGACCGCCGCUGUGCCCGCGCCUGGGCGCUGCUCGCACAGCUCGCCAAGCCCAAGGCUCGUCGAGCCCACUGCAAGGCUAUGGCUACUUCUUUUGGCUACAAAUGGAGUGACGAGAACUGUGAGUUGUCCGGAGCCCAGCAGUCCCUGUGCCACCUGCUCGGCUCGGCGCUCCAGGAGUGUCGCUGCAACCUCUGCGAGACCACCGACAAACCUGACUGCGCUCAUUUAGAAUGUGAAUGUGUUAAAUCUGUACUUCUUUAACACUGUUAAUUUAGAUUGUACUUAAUGUUUCUGAACAUUUAUAAUAAAGUAUUCCGUGCA